Parastagonospora nodorum SN15 is the source of this 1311-nucleotide messenger RNA. RefSeq lists its product as hypothetical. Gene Ontology annotation, molecular function: transmembrane transporter activity. Gene Ontology annotation, cellular component: fungal-type vacuole membrane; plasma membrane. The transcript is spliced from 2 exons. Lineage: Eukaryota; Fungi; Ascomycota; Dothideomycetes; Pleosporales; Phaeosphaeriaceae. The record is from RefSeq and is a predicted model, not a curated record. Bases 1 to 1311 code for a protein of 436 amino acids. Gene Ontology annotation, biological process: transmembrane transport.
AUGGUGGUUUCUUCUUUCGCGAUCGGGCUUCUCGCGCAGAGGGUGUUCUACCUUGGAUUUAUCGACGCCUGCCUCGUAUGCUUGUUCUUUAACCUUCUCGGAGUCAUCCCAGUGUGUUACUUCUCUACCUUCGGGCCUCGGUUUGGAUUGCGUCAAAUGGUCCUUUCGAGGUUCUGGUUCGGUUGGCAUGGAGUCAAGAUCAUUGCUGUCUUCAACAUCCUUGCCUGUCUCGGGUGGUCCUCCAUUAACUCCAUUGUAGGCGCCCAGCUGAUCAAUGCCGUGAACAACGAUGUACCUGGCUUUGCUGGUGUCCUCAUCAUCUCUUUCUGCACUUUGGUCGUGACUGUCUUUGGUUACAAGAUUGUGCAUGCAUACGAAUUCUGGUCCUGGAUUCCGACAACAAUCGUCUUCAUCAUCGUCCUCGGCGUCUUUGCUCACUCUGGAGCCUUUGUCAAUAUCCCGAUGGGUGUCGGUACCAGUGAGCUCGGAAGUGCGCUUAGCUUUGGAAGUGUCGUGUACGGCUUCUCAACAGGGUGGGCGAGCUAUGCGGCGGACUACACGGUGUACCAGCCCAGUAGCCAGUCCAGAACAAAGGUGUUCUUCGCAGUCUGGGUCGGGCUUAUCGUCCCACUCCUCUUCACUGAAAUGCUAGGCAUCGCGAUCAUGACCGCCACCACGAUAAACGACGGCGACAAUAAGUAUGCACAUGCAUAUGAAGAAUCAAAAACAGGAGGCAUACUAGCUGCCGUACUCUUUGAGCCACUCGGGGGCUUUGGCAAAUUCUGCUUAAUCAUUCUCGCCUUAAGCCUCGUCGCCAGCAACUGCCCAAACAUCUACUCAGUCGGUCUGACUGUUCAGGUCUUAGGCGGACGCGUCACACAACACGUACCUCGAUUCAUAUGGACAGCAGUUGGUACAGCAGUCUACAUCGCAAUCGCCAUACCUGGUUACACGCACUUUGAAGAUGUGCUCGAGAAUUUCAUGAACUUCAUCGGCUAUUGGCUCGCAAUCUACGAAGGUAUCGCCCUUUGCGACCACUUCCUGUAUAAGCGCACGAUGGCAGCAUACGACCCGGCCAUUUACGACCAGGCUUCGCUACUUCCACCGGGAAUCGCAGCCGUUUUCGCAUUCUGUUGCGGUAUCGCGGGCAUGGUACUGGGCAUGAGUCAAGUGUGGUUCGUUAGUCCGAUAGCGCGGAAAGCCGGCGAAGCACCUUUUGGAGGUGAUAUUGGGUUUGAGCUGGGUUUCGCGUUUGCUUUUACUAGUUACGCGAUCGCGAGGAGGGUUGAGUUGAAGUACUUCGGACGAUAG